Messenger RNA from Papaver somniferum (opium poppy), 1704 nucleotides. RefSeq lists its product as uncharacterized. The record is from RefSeq and is a predicted model, not a curated record. The coding region runs from base 1 to 1704 and encodes 567 amino acids. The transcript has 2 exons. NCBI's taxonomy places the organism in Eukaryota, Viridiplantae, Streptophyta, Magnoliopsida, Ranunculales, Papaveraceae.
AUGCGUGUUUUCUUUUGGAAUGCUCAAGGCUUGGCCAAAGAUGGUGCAAAGGCCAAGCUAAAAGAGCUACAAAAUUUGCACUCCCCUGACAUCAUUUGUCUCGCUGAGACUCAUGUUUUUUGCACAGUUCGUUAUGUUAAUUCUCUAAGGUUGGUUGGAUUCUGCGAAGACGUCAUUACUAAUGAGGUUGCUGGUAUCAAAGGUAAUAUCUGGAUCAUGUGGAGAAGCACUCUCCCUAGACCAAAGGUGAUCUCUUCUUCCAAACAAGCCAUAACUAUCGAUGUGGAUGGAAAUUUUAUCACGGCUGUGCAUGCUUCCUACAAUGCUGUUUCGAGGAAAAUGCUUUGGAGUCAGCUAGGUUUAGGAUCCAUAUCUAUCCCUUGGCUGGUGGUGGGAGAUUUCAACUGUGUUCUGCGCCUUGAGGAAAAAAAAGGCGGAAUUCCGAACAAAGAAGUUUACAUGAUCGAUUUCAGGAGUUGGAUUUCUGACAAUGGUUUGGUUGAGGCUGAUGCAAUCGGCAAGAAGUACACCUGGUCCAAUUGUCAGAAAGGAAGACGUCGCAUUGUCUCUAAGCAUGAUAGAGAAAUAGUGAAUAAUGCUUGGCUUUACAAAUAUGCCAACUGGAGAUGUAAAGCUCUCCCAAGUAUUUGUUCUGACCACUCCCCUCUCAUUGGGUUUGGCUUCCACAAUACGAGACCGGUUAGAGCUCCCUUUAGAUUCCAAAAGAUGUGGCAAUCGCAUCCAAACUUCUUAAACAUGGUGGAGAAUAAUUGGAAUCAAAGUAUGGCUGGUGCUCCCCCACUUGUCUUUGGAGAUGUUCACUACAGACUGAAGCAAGCUGAGCUUAAGCUGGAUUCUGAGGCUGAUCUUCUUGAUUUCGACCCAGCAGAUGAAGUCCAAUUCACUAGAGUGGCAGAUGCUAGGAAGGCCGCAGAUUAUGUGAGAUUGGAGCUAGCCAGUAUGCUGGGAAUGAAGUCACGGAUCUCUUGGCUGGAAGAAGGGGAUCAAAAUACUCGUUUCUUCCACAAUUCCAUCAGAUUGAGAAGGGGCCAAAACACCAUCUCAGAGCUCAAGACCUCUACUAACUCUACUUUGAUUGUGCAGGAGGACAUUAAAGACUUCAUCAUCGAUCACUACAAGAAGAAAUUUAAUGGUGGCAGCGUCAACAUUGAUCCUACGCUGUUUGAUUAUCUGCAUACCAAUAUUUCUUCCACGGAGAGUGCCUCUAUGGAUGUUGUGCCAUCCUUGGAUGACAUCAAGGAAGCGGUCUUCGAUUUAGGAGCAGACUCAGAUCCUGGGCCUGAUGGUUUCCCAGGUUCAAUCUAUAGACAUUGUUGGAACAUUAUCUCGGAAGACCUUUACAAAGCCAUAGUGAAUUGCUGGGAAAUAAGAAAGAUUCCAAAAGGUAUAAACUCGAGUUUUCUGGUGCUCAUCCCAAAGAACAAGAAGUCUGAUUCAAUCAAAGAUUUCCGCCCUAUUGGCCUGAGCAAUUUCUUCUUCAAAAUCAUCACAAAGAUAAUGGCUACAAGUCUUGGCUCUGUUCUAGACGAUUUGGUUUCAGAAGAGCAGGUAGCCUUUAUGAAAGGGAGGAACAUACACGAAAACAUAGCCUUGGCAUCAGAUCUAAUCGAUGAGCUCAAUACAGACAGGAAGUAUGGAAAUGUUGGUAUCAAGCUUGAUAUACCCAAGAUUUUGACACACUAA